AUGCCAGAUCCAAAUCUCGCCAUCUCACUUCUCAAACCCGAAGAAGCAGAGCAAUAUAUGCGUAUACGGCACGAAGUCUUUCGCACUACCGUUAAUAACAUUCUUUACUCUCGGGGCGAGCCAUCUCAGAAGACGCUCGACAGAGUAACAGAAGAUACACGCGAUGGUAUAAUCAACAAGGGCAUUCUCUUCCUCAAGUGCGUCGAUACCUCCACCGGUGAGAUGAUCGCUGGAGCACGUUGGCGCUAUGUCAAGCCAAACGAAGAAGGUGCAAAGGAACGCAGCUGGGAAGAGGUCGAUGCCGGCUUCGUCAUCCCCGAACCAUACGACGAGAGUGAUCCAGAACUGUUCAAGAGUCUGUUCAAUUUGUUCAACUCGAACAAGCGGGAGAUCUUGGGCACCAGACCUUACUACGUGUUGGAUACACUGGUUACACUCCAGGCCCACGAGAGAAGGGGAGCCGGAAGCAUGCUGGUUCGAUGGGGCUGUGAAAAGGCUGACGAGGUUGGUGUCGAAGCCUUUCUCGAAGCGAGUCCCAUGGGAGCGCCGAUGUAUGCGCGUCAUGGUUUUCAGCCCGUCAAAGAGGUUCACCUGGAUUUGAGACAGUGGGGUGGAAAAGAGCAGAUGACUUUCAUCCUUAUGUUGCGACCUGCAAAGCAGCAAUGA
Molecule: messenger RNA, 666 nt
Organism: Alternaria atra
Lineage: Eukaryota; Fungi; Ascomycota; Dothideomycetes; Pleosporales; Pleosporaceae
Exons: 2
Coding region: 1-666 (221 amino acids)
Molecular function (GO): acyltransferase activity, transferring groups other than amino-acyl groups
Source: RefSeq, a predicted model, not a curated record